Procambarus clarkii (red swamp crayfish) is the source of this 7183-nucleotide messenger RNA. Lineage: Eukaryota; Metazoa; Arthropoda; Malacostraca; Decapoda; Cambaridae. The record is from RefSeq and is a predicted model, not a curated record.
CACGCCCACGGAGAUGGCAUUAGGCGUUGACCCCUUGACCCAGACUUGGCCAGGAAGCCCCCCGUGCAGGGAUUUUUAGAUAUGUGAAUACCAUAAAAACUGCCGAAUGCUAGGCUGCUGUAACUCAUAUGGUCGAAGCCAUUUAGGCGGCAUGGAGGGCACGGAGCCGCUCAGAAUACAAGGCCAUAGUGACUCCCACCUCAACUGCCCUACCAUCAAGGUGAAAAAAGAGGCGUCCUUAGAAAGCAUCGACAAUAAGGAAUUAGAAAACAUUACCGCCCGUGAAAUGAGAACUAAUCAAAAAGUGGAUAAUAAAAUUAGCGAGUCAGAUGCGGUGAGUGACAGCCAAGACGACGGCUGUGAGAAAAAUGAUUCCACGAAAGACGAGGAUUGCAAGACGGAGGAGGAGGAGGAGUGCGACCAUCUCGAGGCGCCCAAGUGCAACCAUCUCUCGUCCAAGAGUGCCGAGUCUUGCGAGAUGGACGAUGUGUCGUGUAGUGAAGAAAAUAGUGUGGAUAAUAACACGUUUAAUAUCAUAAACACCGAGAACUCUGAGAGCCAAGAUGCUAGUGAACUUACCAAUGACGACUCCCCUAAAGAAAACGGCGAUGACGUUGUUGUCAAAGAAAACGCGGAAUCCGAUCAUGGAACCCAAACUGAUGAAAAUUCUGACGAUGAUCUAUCGUGUCUGGAGGAGGAGGAAGAGGGCGAGCUGACGGAGGACAGUGAGGGCGAAGAUUUGUCCUCCGGAAGUGACGAUGGCGACGAGAGUGACGACGAAGCGGAGUUCGAUAACGAUUCUCUCGAAGACGGGAACACUAAGAACGAAGAAAAGAUAGAACCCGAUGUGCCAAAAAGUCUUCCUUUUCCCAGUGGCCCGCCUUCGGGCAGCACCAGGACCUGCGACCACAAGCCCUCCUCCCCCAAGACCAGACCCAGACUCAGAUCCAUUGGGAAAAAGGACAACAGCGAAUUCAAAAUCGAAAUCUUCGAGUCGAAAAGGAAACCGCAAGAAAUCCCGAGUAUUAAGCUUCCCGACGAAGCCAAAAGAAAAGAUGAGACGGCCUUCGGUAACUCUCCCAUAACUAAAUCACCGAGUGAAAGUGCUUUAGUGAAGGGUGCAACUCUACGGCCCGACGGCGCUCAUAAGUGUACGGACCAAUUGGCAACUGCGAGCGUUGUCAGCCCGUGUUCGGAUGUCAUGACCCCGGACUCGUUCGAGAACACCCUGGGCGUCUCUCUGGAUGUAAGUCAGGCCAUCCGGGAGGAGACCGACGAAUCGGACAGGUGCUCCCCGAUGAAGAGUCCGAGUGAGGAACACAACAAGAAGACUUCGCGAAUUCCUGCAGAUACGGAGUGCAAAGCGGGCAUAAGCGAUAAGCCCAAGAGAGAGCCGGCCGUCAUUGUCACCUCAUCACCCAUCAACUCCAGCGCCACCACUACUACCACAAACAGUAGCCACCACAACACCACAAACGGCAGCCACCACAACACUACCACAAACGGCAGCCACCACAACACCACAAACGGCAGCCACCACAACACCUCUACAAACGGUAGCCACCACAACACUACCAGCGGGGAAACCAAAGAUGGGGUGGAGACGGAAGAGGUGAGCGCCACCUCAGAGGCUAAGAAGCCUUUGCCCAUGGCCUUCACAGUGGAACUGGGUGGAGGAACAGGCGGAGGCGAUCUCAGCACCACCAAGAAACUGGACAUCACCGCCUCCAUCAGCAAGUGGGCGCCUAAACACAGACGAAACCUGAGCUUAACCAAAGUCGACGAGCACAAGGUGGUGGAGAAUUUUUUUGACGAGAAUGGGAACUCUCGCGCCAAACGUCGGAGCACCAUCAGCCGUCUGGAUAAAGUGGAAGAGCGCUCGGGUAAGCCCCCUGUUGGUCGACCUAGGAGUGGAACCAUUGGAGCCACUGGUCUCCAGCAGGGGCGGCGUGGUGGUGGUUAUCAUUCAGAGGGCUACUUUUCCUCGGACCAAGACGACGAGGUGCCUCGAAGAACAGAACUUAAAUCUCCACGAUCUCCUCGCACACCGGAACUUCAAUCCCCGCAGACGCCCCAACGCUUAGUUCGAUCAUCUUCACAAGAUUCUGCUAAAGGGACUAGUCUCAGGAUGCACACUCCUAGCCCAGAUAAUGUUAGCAGGACCUCCCACGCCAUGACCCUCAACGAAUCGGCCUCCUACUUGAUCGAGAAGUUGAUGAACAACACCCCAGAGACCCAGAGAAAACAGCCUGGUAAGACUGAAGGUCGAGCCUGUUGCAAAUCUGAAAAGAAACCAACAGUUGCUGAAGUCACCGGCCGAGCCAAGAGUGAGAAAGGCAGUAAGAUAGCUGUUAAAAUGACACCAGAAGGCCGGAAAGAGAGUAAUGGUGGCAAUAGUGUGGGCACUUGCCACACCUCUGAGGUGAAGCAAGAUGUACAGAGUGAAGCAGGCAAAGAGGAGAAGGAUGAUGUGAGUGAGGCUGGAACCUACACUAUUGAGAAAGAUUCGUCAUCUCCAGAGGUGGAGCAAGCCAGGAAUGACAUUGACCGAGUGUUUGGUAUUUCUGGAACAGAGAGUGAAGUUGAUGUGGUUACACCUCGAGGAAACGCUCCAACAGAAGAGCCAUGGACACCUGCUCCUGAACAUGACAAAUUUAAGAAAUCUGGACAGAGAGAGAAGAGCCCUGGCAGCUUAAGCCGCAGCAGUCCAAAUUGGAUUCGACAGUGGGCCGCACAAGUAGCCGAGCACACAAAGCCCUCCGACGCUUCUAUUAAAACAGCUCUUGGGUCUCCACGUGGACCCAAGCCCCCUCUUGCAUCCCUCUCAUCCUCUCAGGAAAGUAGUGAUUCCCGUCCCCGCCGAAAGUUGCCCACUCCACCCGCCCACCAUUCUCCUUUUGCCAUAGCUGCUUUGAAAGCUAAUGACUUGUCUGACCAUGAAAGUCCCACAAAGGGUCGACAGCACCAGGAGCUUUUUAGCUCCCCAGUUCUGGGGCAAAUUGACUACAGCCGCGAUACAGAGUCUCUUCUCCGUGACACUGAGCAACUUGUCACUUCUCUUCAGGCCCGAGUUGAUAUGAACAAAGGCAUUCCAUUGGGCCUCAGGGGCUCAUCCUUUGAAUCGCACGACUCUGGAGGAGAUUCUGACCUGGACACUAGCACUUCAUAUCCCAUCAACGACGACGACGACAGACUCUUGAAAACGGUUGGCUCCCAGCUGAAGACCAAACUGAAGCUCGCUGGUAUUGAUGGCCUGCCGAAGACACCUCCAGUGGCAACUAGUCCUCGAAAAGCUGAUCCACUGGCACUGGAGACUAGACUCAAGCUAACAAGUCAUUUCAAGAGGGAGAGAUCUAUAGUGUCGGACAGUGGGUACGAUAUUUAUACAGCUGGCAAGGAAGACAACAGCCUACAGUCAGAUAGCAGUAGUGAAGCCAGUGAACCCAUUAAGGAUAGUCGCAAGCCCACUGAUAAUAACCCUCCCCUCAAGUUCAAUAGAGCCUUUAGCUUGAGAAGAGCUCGUCUGGCAAGUGAGGAGCCAGCUCAGCAGCAGCACAAGGCCCCAUCACCUGUUGAUAAGAAAAAGAUUGCAAGACCCUCUAGUGCUGGCAACUUAACAGCAAGUCGUAAGAUUCCUCUCGCCCAGAGUAAGAGUCAUCAGGGGGGACAGACGUCUCGAGGUGGUUCUCAUUCGCAGGCAACGACGCCUAAAAGUAGUUCCAACGACUUCAGUAGAGGAGACGGUGGAAGGUUUAGUUUGCGGUUGCCCCAUUCUGCGUCCACGACAGCUGUCUCCAAAUCACCGUCACGGACAAAUGUGAGAAAAGAGCUUGCGUCAGGUACGAGGAGAGGUGCACCUCGCUCCAAUUCUACACUGUCUGCUAAGGAAGUCGAUUUUCAAAAUUGGAAACGGCGUAAAAAUUAUGAUCCAAUGAAAGCUGCAGCAGAGGGACGAAAAAAAGUUGAUAAGAAAAGUGAUAAGCUGCCUCAAGGCAAUACCAUAAGUUCGUCGGAUAGAUCUCCAAGUCCUCCUGGGUCUCUGUUGCGUUCAGCAUCUUUUCACGGUACGGAAGGAAUGGGAGUUGGUGGUCGCUGGCCACGAAGACCAAACCAUCUCUACACAAGUGAGGAUGAUGGCCCGUAUUCUCUAGAGGAAGAGCAAGCUCAUCCUGUACCUCACUGUUCUCCGCUGAGAAGAUCUCCAACUUCUCCGCACCAGUUGUCAUCUCCCCACACCACCUCUCCGGCACGACAGACGACAUUGUCUUCAGCCCGGGCUCGAAGAGCAUCAUAUGCACUCUCGGACGAAGGUGAAGGUCAAUUGGGAUCUCCAACUAGGAAGUGUUGGUCUGGUGCACUCACAAAGUCAUCCACGGAGGCCGAUUUUGCCGCCACAGCCCACAUGCGGCUGAGGAGCGUGUUUACAUCUUUGGAUGAAUCUGGCAGUGAGGGAAAGCGAUCCCCAUUGGGCAGCACUCGAGGCAUGGUGUCGGGUAGAUCUAAAGCCAAGAUGGAAGCUUUAGAUAACUUGGUCAUUUCCACAAUUCAUUCGCUCUCUGUCAAGGUUCGCACCACCUCUGAAACACUUCUGCAAAAACUAAAAUCCCAGUAUGAUGAGGAAGGAGAUCGUGCAGCUUUGCUUGAGGCAGUGCUUGCACAUCUUAGCGAGAGUGACCAGACGCUAACCACCGGUCAAAGCCGAUCCACUUCCCGGGAGUUGGCUGGCAUCCUUCGCAACCUCAAGAAAAUUGAGCAUGCUUUAGAAGCCCUGACUGACAAUGCCCUAGUUGAGGAUAUCAAUGGUAAUUGACCGUGUGAUGGUGUGUGUGGAUGAAGACGACGAUGACGACGACCUCGAUGGAACUGCUGGUCAUGAAUGGGGGGAGAAUGACUACUGAUGCAUGUGGGCAAGAAAGUGUUUUGUAAAUAUAUAAUUAGGUACAGUACCUUCAAGUGUUGAUAAAUAUUUAUGGUGGAUGAGGAGUAUUACUAAAAAUGUAACCAAAGUGUUGUAUGUAUCAGGCCUUUGUGAGCUGUGUCGUGAUGACACAGACAUGAUGUAGGUCAACUAAUCAUUCUGCAGUUACAUAAUACACACAAGGCCGAAUCUUAAGUAAUUGUGGUGAUAACUGAUGACAUUUGCUUGCCAGUACUUAACUGCUUUGUAAAACCUUGUUUGUAAGAGUACAUGAGCCCAGUUUUUGUUCAAAGUAUACAACAUUUCUGUAUUUGUGGUGGGAAUGGCUGUGAAGAAAGAGUAUUUUACUGUAUAGCUAAAGUGGAUCGAGGCAAUUUAAGUACAGUAUUGUGAUUUGUAAAAUAUAAUAUAGUAUGCAGAAUGUAAUAUGUAUUUCAAUAGACUGGCAAUUUUAGCUGUCAAUAUCUAGGUAAAGACAUACUGUACGUUCUGAAGUAUUUUGAACGGUGCUGCAUGGAAAACUAUUUGGAAAUGGCUACCUAUAAAAACAUUUGCUACAGUAUUAUAGUAAGUUCAGAAAAUGUGAACAGUGUGAUAAAGUUAUGAAAUGAAAACUAAUGGAAGAUGCUAGUUCAGUGAUUGAAGGACAAAAUGUAGAGAUUAAACAUUCCAGUAAUUUAUGCAGGACUAUUGGAACCACUGUGGUGCCAUUGCUCUUAAUCUUACUUCAUAUUUUGUGAUGUCAUAACAAAAAUCCUCUGCAGCAACAUUCAAUGCUAAUGGUGGUAUUCCAAGUAUUGCUUUAAAAUUCUUUUUGAAGGGUCAUCUGCUAUGAGUAAUGUCAUGUGAAUUAGUAUAUGUAUGCAAGAGCCAUCUUUUUAUUAUUAUUAUUAUUAUUAUUAUUUAAUGUUUCAUUUGGAAGACAACCUCAUGACUAUUAAGGAGAUUAAAAAAAAUAAACCCAUCUCUUGCAAAUUCUAGACUCCGAGUGAUCCUUUUUCACACCCUAAAUAUUUUGCUCAUACCCAUACAGUUUUGUAGUAUGUGGGUGUUAUCCAAGCUGCUAUAUUGUCAUUUAAUGUGAUUACCCUUGAGAAUGUUGUUGGUGGAAUUCAGCUCAAUGCAUGCAUUCAUAUUUCAUACAUACAGACAGACAGCAAUUUAAAUUGCAAUUUCUUAAUAUUGCUGAAUAUUUUGGUAAAAAUGUUAUUUUUUCUGUGACGAGUUGAAACAUAAUUGGCAGUGUUAUGGCAAGAUGGAACUUGCCAAUUAUUAGGGAGUAAUACAAAUUAUAGUGGGAGUGCAUAUUGUUGUUACUUUCCUUUAAACAUGCAGUGAAGAUGUGGUUAAACAUAAACGUUGUCAAGUUAUAUUACCGUGUUAAUGAUGACUUUAUUAUUUACAGGGAUGGAUUUUGUCACCGUGUUUCUGUAUGUUUUGUUUGGUUCACCAAUUUUAAUGGUUCAAGUGAUACUGAUGUAUUGAAAAUUAGGUAAAGAGCUUCAUUCUCUAGCAUUGGAAUGUAGUACGUGUUGAGGCGUUAAAAGUAACCCAAGUUGACUUGUGAAACACAGCCUCCACCUACUAGCUCUCACUUAUGUUGUCUGCAGACUGCACUCUAAUACCUGUAAAUACAAUUUAGAAAUAUUUUAUUUACAUGCCUUUUGUUGAGUUAUGUAAAGAAUGUGAAUUUGCACACUUGGACAACUAUAGUUGGUGGCAUGUUCUGUGGUCUUCCAUGGAGACUUGUUUGACCUUGGAACUGUAUUAUUGAAGAUUUACAAGUUUGCAUUUCAUUAAAUGAUGGUUUCUUAUUGUGAAACAAAAAAUAUGACAAAUAAGUACGACUGUGCUUUGUGAAAAAAAUUGUCCUAUAAAAUCUUGAAUCUCUUACUCUCUGUUAAAUCAUUACAUGAUUAGAAUUAAAAUUGUUCUACUGCAUGCAUUUUUUAAGAAAAGACUCAUUCAUAUUCACCCUUUACCACGGGUGUGGUAGAAUUGUCUGCAUGUUUGUUUUAUUUUUGAAAUUGGAAGACUAAUUCAUUUCCCUUCCUCUUACUUUCAUGAAGUAAUAAAUUAAAAUGUACCUUUUUUUAUCCAUUAUGUAAAUUCUGUAGAAGCUAAUUUCAUUUUUCUCAUUGUACCAUGCAAACUGAAAUGUGGUAGGACAACAUUCUCUUCAAAGUGAUAUUGUAAAUAACACAAUUAAAUGUACUUUAUACAUUAUUAGAAUGUUAGCAAUAUGAAUUAAAAUCUUAACUAAAA